UUGUCAUCAUAACAAUCAAAUGGCGCCGAUCUAAUGUCAGAGAAGCGUGUGUUAUUUUUUGUGACAAAGCGUACAGUUUUUGAUUAUCAUCAGAAAUAAGUGAAUAAUUAUGUCGCGAGACCAUAGAAAAGAUGGCAGAUUUUAUAACAGAGAAAGAGAAUGGGAUAGAGACAGGGAUCGCGAGCGUGAUAGGGAUCGUAAUCGGGACCGCGACCGGGAUUUGAGGGAUCCACGGGAUUAUAGGAGCCGUCCUAUGCAUAAACGAAGCCGUACUCCUCCACGAAGAGACGACAGUGACAAGCGAAGAAGCCGCUCACCUCGUGCCAAGAACGACAAAGAUCUCCUUGAUGAGAACAUACUGAGCGAGAUAUCGAAAUUACCUGAACCAAGUGAACUAUGGGACAAUCAACAGUUUCAAGAUAACGUAGGCUUCCAACAGCCGCCCCCUGGCUUUCCACCACCUGAGGGAGUACCACCAUUAGCAACAGCACCAAACUACAAUGCUAAUUACCAGCCUUCAUACUCUGGUAUCUAUGAUGACUUCCCGUCAGUGGGUGCGGUGCCUCAACCCCCAAUACCUCCAGACAUGUCCGCAUGGAACCAAAUGUCAUUGCCCCCACCACCUCAACAGCCACCAGCACCCUUCAUCAACAAUGUUGAAGACCAGAUCAAGAAAGAAGCUGCAAUCGAAUCGGAAAUGCGACAUCAGAAAGCGGCAUUGUCCAAACAGAGGGAAGAUUACAUAAAGAAAGCAAAUAUACUCAAGAAGGAGAUGGAGACAUUGAAAGAUCAACGGAACGAACUACGAGGCGACGCGAAACGAUCGCCGAGCCCAGACACCAAGAGGUUUUUGAAGGAAAACACCAAGUUACAGUUGGAGAUACAGAAUAAGUUGAAGACUAUCUACAAUGUUGUGGACAUGCUCAACGGCAUCAUUGGCGAGGAAGCGCACGAGAUUGCCGACGAGGACAACGACAACGCGUCCGAACGCAACUCCAAAAGGAAAUCUAGGUCACCAUCGAAUAAGAAAUUCAACUAUGUGUACUACGAUCCUGAGAUGCACUGGUGCCGCGUCUGCAAUGAGUUUCCACCGACUGCUAAGGAUUACCUGAACCAUUUACACUCUCCUGCGCAUCACAAGAUGGCCGCAGCACACAUGGAAGCCCCGUGGCACACCGUAUCUGGCGUCAACGAAGGAUUCCCGAGCUUCCCUGCGGCGCCCACUAAACGCACACCUAUUAAAGGUCUACAAUUCUUCGUGCCCUCUACAGCGUGGUACUGCAAGCUGUGCGAUCAGUUUAUUGGCGAUCUCCAUUGUGCCUCUGCACAUCUCAAAUCUGUUGUACAUUCCAAGAACUAUACUAACUUCGUAGAACAAAACCCGCACUGGGAAACAGAUUGGAUGUCGGACCGUCAGAAAGCGUUCGAGAAGUCCCGGGCUAAUAAAGGCAAGUCCGAUGAAAAACCAGCUCAGUAUACAGCCCAUACCAUAACCUUCAACAAGGAUGGAUUCCAUACGAAGCAUAAAGAAUCUCCUGCCCCUCCAGAAGAGAAGAAAAAAAAAGAUAAAAAGAAGAAAAGUAAGAGAAAGAGUAGCAGUAGCUCGUCCAGUGAGUCUAGCAGCUCAGAUAGUGAGCCUGUUAAGAAGAAGAAGGCUAAAGCUAAAAAACAAAGGAGCAAAUUGGAAGGUCGGGACGACAAAACCCUGACAGAAUGGAUGUCCAACAUACAGAUGGACAGGCUGAAUGAUAAUGAUCGGAAACUGCUGGACACACUUAAAAGCAGAAUGAAGAAAGAGAAGACAGAUGAAGGCAGAUCACCCGACCGAAGUGAUAGGGAGCGCAACAUCGCAGAGUUAUCAAGAAAAAUGAGAGAGAGUGAACGUCGAGAAACUCGCGCCCGUGAGGACCGAGACCGACGCGAUGACAUGCGGCGCCGGGACGACCGAAGGGACGAACAGAGGGACAGAGAUACCACGCCCCGACUCGAUACCAAGAAACCAGAAAUCAGGAAGAUGCCCUUCAUAGGAAAAAUGCCUGUUUACAAGCAUUUGGGAAAGAAUUCCAAAACCGAGGAACAGAAAAAAGAAGAGCUGAAGAAGAAGGAGGAGGAGGAAACUACCAAGAAGAGGAGGGAGGAGAUGGAUGCUGAAAUACAGAAGAAGGUGGCGGAGUUCAAGGAGAAGAUAGCUCGCGCGCAGUUGGAGCGGCAGGCGCAGGUGGAGCUGGCGCCGCCCGCGCUGGCGCUGCCCACCGCGCUGGCCGCGCCCGCGCCCGCCAUGCCCUACCUGCCGCCGCAACCCACGCCCGCGCCGCCGCAGCUCAUGCAACAAACUCCGCAACCUCCGCAGCAGCCAACUCUACCUAAGGACUUCCAGGAUGCAUUGGACAUUAUAUUCCCAACGGAAGUAAAGCCAGAUCUCUCACAAGGAGACGGCUUGUUCCCAUUACCGCCUGGCUUCGUCCCAGGCCUCGGAGGAGUGAUGCCGCCCUUCCCGCCACUCCCACUCAUGCAGACACAGAUGACGCAAAUGUUCGGUUUCGACCUCAACGCUCCAUUGUUCCAACCGCGACCUCAACUCUACGACACUCAUGUGCCCCUAGUACCCAGCCCCAAGCCUCGGCCGCAACACAACAAGAAGAGACAGCAACAGCAACAGCAUAAACCUGACCAGAGGCCAAAACACGAACCACCUCAGAAACCUACAGAGGAAGAGAAGAAUGGAAAUAUUGCGAAAAAGAAGGAAGAAAUGGAUGAUCUAGCGAUGUUGGGUAUUGAUGCUUCGGAUGUAGGCUGCCUGUAAAGACGCUAUAGUUACUAUGAUAAUCAUCAUUGCCAAUACGUUUUGAAGCCAAAAUUUGUGAAAGCACCUAUUGUACACAAGUUGUCUAAUUAUGUAAUCUUAAUCCAAGGGACUGCUAGACAUUACACUUGCAAUUUUCAUAGUAUUAGCAUUGUUCAUCUCAUAAUAUCUUGUUGAUCUAGCAAGUAAAAGCCUACGACCAAGUAUAAGGCUUUAGGUUCAAUCCCAAGUUUGAAAAGUUACUGGGAUAUUAUAAUUUUAAAAUGUCAGUAGUUCUCAGAUUCUGAGCAAGACUUGAAUUGAGUUUGUCAGUAGACAUGUUUAACUUAGAACUCACACAUCACUAGCGUAAAGUGGGUGUACUAUAAGUAUGCCUCUGCUUAUUUACUUAUAUUAAAAUAAAUCCAUAAGAAUAUAAUUGUAUUGAAAAGCUCAAUAUUCUAUGGUUGGAUUGAAUUUUAUACACUACCUACCUUUUACAGUACUUACACUUAGAUCCUAUUAUAUCAAUUUGCAAUAAUUAUCUCUACGAGAAUUAGUUUAAAGGACAUCACUUAACUAGGCUUUUAUGAGCAUUUCUGUCAAUUAAUGUCAUGGGCUAAAAUCGGCGGGAAGGGAAGGCAUAGAAAUUGUAUGAAUUGAUUAAAAAAAAUAACAAUAUCACAAUUAAAAGUUUAGACUUGAAUGUAUUUUAUGGUAGAUGCAAGGAUAAAAUGGCAACUUAACUAAAUGUUUUAUAUAAGGACUGCUAUGUUUUCUUGUAUACAUAUUUUCAUGUAUUUUGUUAAGCUAUGUCUUAUAGUUUUAUCUGAUGACUAAAAGCUAUUAUCAAUUUGAUCCUUGUAUGUGACGGACUAAAAUCGUUUUGUAAUUAAGAUACUGUUGUUUAAUAAAUAAACGGUAAAAUUUAA
Spodoptera frugiperda (fall armyworm) is the source of this 3714-nucleotide messenger RNA. RefSeq names its product zinc finger matrin-type protein CG9776. The record is from RefSeq and is a predicted model, not a curated record. Gene Ontology annotation, cellular component: nucleoplasm. Gene Ontology annotation, biological process: positive regulation of DNA-templated transcription; negative regulation of DNA-templated transcription. The coding region runs from base 110 to 2803 and encodes 897 amino acids. The transcript is spliced from 14 exons. Gene Ontology annotation, molecular function: zinc ion binding; nucleic acid binding. NCBI's taxonomy places the organism in Eukaryota, Metazoa, Arthropoda, Insecta, Lepidoptera, Noctuidae.